AUGCCGUACAAGAUCCCACAACCCUACCUCGUCCCACGCAAGCGAAAGUGUGAGGAGGUCCCCAUUUACGAGGUGUCUGGAGGUGCCAAAAUCGUUGCUCAUUUCACCGUUGACGCGCUCAACCGGCACUAUCGAGACAAACGUGUGCCUCUCGUGCCGGACGUACCGUACCCGAUCCCCAAAGAGACUGGCUAUGUCGGGGUUUUUCAGAGAUGGCUUCACGCGGAGCCCUUGGACCUCACAAAGCAUGUUGCCUGGUUCUGGAAUGCGCUCUUGUACACGGGAGAUGAGAUCCGCGAAAACUGCAGGAAGGGAGACCCGGCCGCUCUGCGUCCGCAGAUCGAGGAGUUCGUCCAGCAUGCCGACCGAGUCUAUCAAGACAUCAUGACUGAAUCAGCGUGCUCGCCCGUCCGGAACUAUAUGCGGAAGAUGCCCCUAGAGAGAGCGUACCCUGUCUAUCGCCAGGUCAUCCUGGACAUGAUCCCAUCACCACCACCACAACCACCACCACCAUCGCUGUCGUCGGCACCGCUACUAUUGCUAGACGCUCAGCAUGACAACUGCCCUGCAAGCCCUGUUACCCCUGCGACACCGAUGACCCGCCGUCCCCAAGGCCUUGGGAAGCUCAGACUCUACAUCUCGGUCACGGUGACAAUCCUCGCAGUGGCCCUCAAGGUUUUAUUUGUCGUUGCCAUUCUCUGCGUAAUUUCCGUCUAUCUCGUGUCCGUGGCUCUCUAUGCGCUCGGAUUCCACACGAUUCGCUCUCCCCUUGGUCUUUGCGUCGUGAUUUUGCCUCUGUUGUGGGUGUCUGGGCGAGCGAGAUGA
Messenger RNA from Fonsecaea pedrosoi CBS 271.37, 825 nucleotides. RefSeq lists its product as uncharacterized. The record is from RefSeq and is a predicted model, not a curated record. NCBI's taxonomy places the organism in Eukaryota, Fungi, Ascomycota, Eurotiomycetes, Chaetothyriales, Herpotrichiellaceae. Bases 1 to 825 code for a protein of 274 amino acids. The transcript has a single exon.